Sinocyclocheilus rhinocerous is the source of this 1293-nucleotide messenger RNA. Its product is annotated as lumican-like. The coding region runs from base 156 to 1226 and encodes 356 amino acids. The transcript has 4 exons. NCBI's taxonomy places the organism in Eukaryota, Metazoa, Chordata, Actinopteri, Cypriniformes, Cyprinidae. Gene Ontology annotation, molecular function: protein binding. The record is from RefSeq and is a predicted model, not a curated record.
GGCCAUCGCUGAGUGAGGAAGGUUUCAGUAGCCGGGUAAAGCUCGUCAGGUUGCCCCGUUUAAACGUCUACAGAGAUAAUCUCGACAAAUCUACCGUUCAGAGGCUCUUCUAACUGAAAUUGGUCGGGCAAGAGAGGCAAAAGGCAGGUGGACGAAUGGAUAUCAGCUCAAUUUUCUUGUUACUCUCAGUGUGUGGGACAACUUGGGCCUUCACACUGGACUUGGACUAUGGAGGUGUACCACUCUGGAUCAACCGUUUUUUGGGAGAGCCGAGUGUGUUGACUUUGAAAGAUCGGAUGGAUCCCGGAUGGUUUCGUGCUGUUAACACACAAAGUUGUCCUUUGGAGUGUGACUGCCCUAUCCAGUGGCCAACAGCUCUUUAUUGUGACCACAGGGGCCUUACCCAGCUUCCCUCUGGCCUUCCGUCCCACACACAGUACAUGUUUCUCCAAGGGAAUAAUAUAACUAUCCUUGGAUCCAGAUCGCUCGCCAAUGCCACAAACUUGCGCUGGUUGAUCUUGGAUCGCAAUCAGCUACUGAGUGAACAACUCUUUACCCGCUUGGUAAAUCUUUUCAUAAAUAAUAAUAACCUGACAAGGGUGCCAGUCGGACUGCCUAGUGGAAUUAAGCAGCUGCGACUCGCAUAUAAUCGCAUCGAAAAAAUUUCUGAAGGUGCUUUCCAAAAUCUGGACAAUUUAACAUUACUUUUGUUACAAGGUAAUCGUCUGACGACUAUUGAAGAGGGCGACUUAAAAGGUCUUGGAGUCCUCAACCUCCUGGAUCUUAGUCACAACCUCCUGGAGACUUUUCCCAAACAUCUGCCUCCAUCUGUCCAGCAGCUUUACCUCUCCAACAACUCUCUGACUGGCCUGACCGGAAACAGCCUUCAUGGUUUUAAUGGACUCCGUUAUCUACGGCUCGGACACAACAAAUUGAGGAAUGAAGGGCUUGACCCUGGUGCAUUUAACCUCACAUCUCUGGUAGAGCUGGAUCUUUCGUAUAAUCAGCUGACAGAAAUCCCAACAGUUCCCACCACCCUUCAGUACCUCUACCUUGAGGUUAACGAUAUCCAAGAGUUCAACGUGAGCAGUUUCUGCAGGACAACAGGACCCACAUCAUAUUCACGUAUGAAGAUUCUGAGGCUGGACGGUAAUAAAUUGGAGUAUCACAAGCUGCCCCCUGAUUGGGUGUUCUGUCUACGUGUCCUCCAUAACAUUUAUAUUUGAUCUAAUAUAAGCAGUCAAUGUCUUAAGCAGCUCUCCAUUUUUAGGCUUUCUGAACACUUAGCAUGCA